Homarus americanus (American lobster) is the source of this 759-nucleotide messenger RNA. RefSeq lists its product as uncharacterized. The transcript has a single exon. The coding region runs from base 1 to 759 and encodes 252 amino acids. The record is from RefSeq and is a predicted model, not a curated record. Lineage: Eukaryota; Metazoa; Arthropoda; Malacostraca; Decapoda; Nephropidae.
AUGGGGCUUACUACCAGUGGUAAGCUCCGUGUACGACCCUCUAGGAUUCAUCUGCCCUUUCACCAUCAAAGCCAAGCUCAUUUUCCAACACGAAAGCAGCGGAAGAAGGACUGGGACGAAGACAUAACCAAGCAAAACCUUCACAUGUGGUUGCGCUGGCUUGAAGAUUUGAAAUCACUGCGAAACUUCAAAGUUCCUCGCUGCUACAGACACGGGGGCCUGGGUUGUGCCAUCUCAUUGCAACUCCAUUACUUCUGUGACGCCUCACAAGUGGCCUAUGCAGUUGCGACGUACCUACGGACAGGAGAUAAUGAAGGUAAUGCCGGAUUUUCUUUCUUUUGUGGCAAGGCUCGUCUGGCCCCUCUCAAACAGCUAACGGUCCCAAGGCUGGAGCUCUGUGCAGCAGUCCUGGCGACAAGAGCAGACCAGACAGUCAAGCGUAAAAUUGGAGUCCCACUUGAAGAAUCCGUGUUCUGGACGGACAGUAUGAUUGUGGUCAAGUACAUCGCCAACCUAGAGAAACGUUUCCAUACCUUCAUUGCCAACAGGAUCUCAGCUAUACAUGAAGUCACGGAGAAGGCCCAAUGGAGACAUGUACGAUCAAGAUGGAAUCCAGCAGAUGAUGCUACAAGAGGCAUACAUGUUGAAGACAUGUUAAAGGAAUGCAGAUGGAUUGGUGGUCCCUCUUUUUUGUCUCGACCUGAGGAGUACUGGCCGAGAGAACCGGAAAUCAGACACGAACUUGAGAAUGAUCCCUAG